UCAUCACUCUGAUAUCCCAAUAUUUACAUAAUUACAAAACUGUAUGUCAUAGCCAAUAAAAUAAGUUCUAUUAUUUCCUUCUUUAAUUACAAUUUCCUGGAUGUGUAUUGUUUUUUUUGUGAUAUUGACAUGAUAAUUAGACCCAUGCAGAAUUUAGUAGCAGCUUAUCUUUUGAGAGAUUAAGUGGAUCCUUUUAAAGUGAAAUGCUCAAACAUUAAGGACAUAUUGGAAUACAUAAUUUGGAUAUCAGAAUUGUCAUGAGAAACUGCAGAUAGAACUAAAUUUUUGAAGACUGAGGGUGAUGAAGUAAGAAGUCUUUAGGAGGCCAAUGUCCUCAGAUGACCAACAGAAAACAGAGGAGGUUUCCUCUCUGCAAGCAGAGGAGUUAGAACUUUUAGCCAAGCUUGAGGAAGCAAAUAGGAGGUUACUGUCAGAUGAAAAAUCAGCCUUCAAUUCAACACCGUCACCAGUUUUAGGACAUUCUCGACAGGGAUCAGCCUCUAGUGUUGUGUCAUCAGUAUCAUCUAACAGUCAGCUCAGUAAUCAACACUCAGAGGAAGAUGGCACUGGUCAGCCAUUUGGUAAUCUGUGGGAUAUAUGGGGAAAACUUGUAAAUGACUGGGACAAUGCUAAAAAGAAACCUGCAUACCUAAAGGAACUUGUGAGAAAGGGUAUUCCCCACCCAUUCAGAGGGUUGGCAUGGCAGCUAUUACUGAAUGUGCACAGCUCUCCACACAAACAGAUGUAUGUAGAAUAUAUGAGAGAGUCGUCCCCUAGUGAGAGGUACAUUAGACGGGACAUUGCCAGAACAUUUCCAGACCAUGAAUUCUUCAAGGAGAAGGAUGGUGUGGGACAAGAAAGUUUAUUUAAUGUUAUGAAGGCAUAUUCUCUCCAUGAUAGAGAAGUAGGUUACUGUCAAGGAAGUGGAUUUAUUGUCGGCUUACUACUUAUGCAGAUGCCUGAAGAAGAGGCCUUUGCAGUACUUGUUAAAUUAAUGCAGGACUAUCGUCUCAGAGAACUGUUUAAACCUAGUAUGGCAGAGUUAAGUUUGUGUAUGUACAAACUAGAAUGUUUAAUACAGGACCUGCUUCCAGACUUGUACUUACAUUUUCAGUCUCAGGGUUUUUACACAUCAAUGUAUGCAUCGUCAUGGUUUCUAACAUUAUUUGCUACAACAUUGUCACUGUCUCUUGCUUGUCGUGUGAUGGAUCUUUUUAUAUCAGAGGGCAUGGAUAUUAUAUUUAAACUGGGAAUUGCAAUACUUCAAACUAGUCAAGAUUAUCUGCUUUCACUAGAUAUGGAAGGGAUGUUAAAGUUCUUCACAAAAGAGUUGCCUCAAAAAUAUGAACAAGAACCAGAGAAGCUGUUUCAACCAGCAUAUUAUGUCAAAUACAAUGCUAAAAAGAUGAAAAAAAUAGAGAAAGAGUAUACAGCAUUGAAGAGUAAAGAAAAUGAGGACCAGAUAGAGUUGAGGAGAUUAAGGACAGAAAACAGAUUACUUAGACAGAGGAUAGAUAAUUUAGAAAAGGAAUCUGCAUCUUUAGCAGACAGGCUGAUACAGUAUCAAUUGACAAGAGCCCAAGAGGCAGAGGAAACAUAUGCUCUGAAAAAUGUUCUUUCUACAAUCAAAAAGGAGUUAGCUGAGUCACAGAAGAAGCUAUCUGUAGCAAAUAAUCUUAUAGGAGAUAUAAAACAAAGGACAUCUAGUAUAAAUUCAGCCUCAGCAUUAGACGAUGAUGAAGCACAGACUGUGAUACAAAAUCUACAAGAAGAAUUAAUAGUUAUUAGACUUAAAGAUGCAGAUACAGAUUCUCUUGUAAAAGAACUACGAUCAAAGAUUAAGGAGCUAGAAGAUACAAAUGUACAGUUACAGAGAGCCCCUAGUAAUGACAUACAGAACUUACAAGAAGAGUUGAUAGCUGUUAAGUUACGAGAAGCUGAGGCCAAUCUGGGACUUAAAGAAAUGAGACAAACUGUACAUGAACUGGAGAGUAUGUGGGAGACUUUUAAAGUUGAGUCAACAGCAGACUCACCAACAUCUUCUCCAAAAGACAAAAAUCACAAACAGGAAGUUAAACAGCUACAAGAAGAUGUAAUGACAAUUAAAGUCCGUGAGGCUAAUUGUAUGUCUGACUUAAAGGAUACAAAACAAAAGUACAUGGAACUUGAGACACAGAAUCAUAUAUGUACAAACCAAAUUCGUAGAAUGGAUGAGGAAAAUAAACUCUUGAAGGCAAAAUAUGAAGAAGGUCUGGAGAGAGAGAAGAAAUUAGAUGGUCAUAUAAAGGAACAUAUCAGGAAGAUAGAUGAUAUGCAAUCUCAGGGAAAUAGUGUAGAGAGGAGAGAAGAAACAAUGAUGCUGAAGAUCAAAGAAGCAGAAAAUACUCAUGUGAUAGCAGAACUAAAACAACGAAUAGCUGAAUUAGAGAUUCAGAAAGAGGAAAUAUGGACAGCUGACCAGUUGGAGAAUAAAAGUGGACAUCAGGAUCUUGAAAAUCGUAUAUUCGACCUUCAGGAUGAGGUUCUACAACUGAAAUUUUUCCAGAAUUCACCAAAGUCCACCUCAUACAAUGGUGUACAAGUGAGUGAUAGCGAGUCAGAAGAAGAUUUUGAAGAGUUAGAAAAUCCUGAGAGUUUAAAUAAAACAUUAUCAGACAUAAUAGAAGGGAAGAACAAAGCCUGUGAUUUAUCUUUAAAUACUCAUCAUCUUGGUGCUGAAUCAGAACUAAUAAAUGGACAGUCUGUAACUUCUGGUUUUAAAGAGUGCUUGACAAGGGAGACAAGUCUUCAGAAUUCGAGUUCUCCAAUAGUUUUAGUAACUCAGGAUUCAGAAGUGUGUUCAAAUGAGGAAGAAACUCAGUGCAAUGGAAAUUUAUAUGAAAACCAUUCAGAUUUAAGUGCCAAUUCUUUUCCUGUAAAUAAACAAGAAAUUUGUAGAGAAAUUGAAAGUACUUUGGAAAAUCCCUCCAAGAACUGUACAAUAGAUUCCAUUUCAACCAAUGCAGAAUCAAGUUUACUAGAUGAAAUUUCAUCAAGUUUACAUGCCAUUUCAUUACAGAACCAGGAAACAGAUGAAAAUACAAAUUAACAUGAAAACCUGCCUAAAACAUAUCCUAAUAUAAUUACUUGUUUCUUAUACAUUGAGUAACCACAUUAAAUAAACACAUCAUUUCCACCAAUCAGAAUCUGUCUAUUAUGUAAAGUAUCAGAUGAAACAUGGAUAUAGGAACACUUACCUGUAAGGAAAUUUAAACAAAAACUGAAUUAAAAAUGAGUAAAUUAAAGAUAAUGAGUUAAUUUUAGAUCAUGUAAUGAAGAAGUGUGUGGAAUAAGGAUUUACCAGGGAAAUCAUUCUUCUUCCAUUAUUUUUCAUUUUGUCUUAAAAAAUAGUAUGAACAGUACUGAUUUAAAAGUUGUCAAAUCAUUUUGAACUCUUCAAUUGAUAAGUCAUAUUUGAAUUAAAUUUAUGUUGAAAAUGUUGCAGUAUGUGAAGCAAGAAUUGAAAUGCUAUCUUUAAUGCUAUACUUAGUCAUACUUAGUUAUAUCUGUAAACACCAUGAAAAGACAAUAUAUUUUCAGUAAAAGUUUCCUGAUAGUGUUUGUAUACAAUUUGUUUACAUCGUUAAGAAAUCCAAAUUUUGGUGAUCAUUUUCCAAAAAUAAACCAUUUCAUUUGUUUUGAUAAAAACAUUUUUUUUUUUUAAAUUUAGAUAUUAAAUAUUUAUGAAAGGUACUAAUUCGUGUAAAGAAAUAUACUUAUCAAAUUUUGAAAUGACAGUGUGCUUGGUAUCCUAUUUACAAUACCUUUUCUACCCCAUAUUAAAUCUUCUUUUUUUUUGCAUUUGUAACGAAAGGCAUUUAAAAGCUAAUGAAGUGCAAGGAAUUUUGCCACCACACAUGAUAUCAAUUACUUCGUACUUUGCCAUGGGUUCCAAUAACUGACAGUGCAUCAUUUCCUUGUGGAAUGUCAGCUGACUUUAUUUUGUGCAAUACUCUUCAUUACUUCAAUAAAACUGAUCAGAGAAAGUCUGUUUUUUUUUUAAGUGUUCUCCAAUACAUGAAGCUGACAUGACAGUGAUAAAACUGUGAACAGAGACAAAAUGAUUGAUAUCAUGUUUAUAUUUUUGUCAUGCAACCUCAAAUUUUAGUUAAGGCAAGCUGAUGUGUAUCCAGUCUACAUUUUAGUUGAGGCAAGCUGAUGUGUAUCCAUUCUACAUUUUUUAUUGCAUGAUAUUUUUCAAUUUAAUUUCAUUUGUAAAUCCCUCAAAAUGUUUUUAUUAUCUAUAUCAUUAGAAGACUAUGACCUGUUAAGAUCUGUUUUCAAACAGAUACUUAUUUAUAAUAGAAAAGAAAGGAUGCUUCUUAAAUAAAUGUUUAAUUUUUGUUAACAGUCUCAAAUACUAUACCCUGUCUAGUCAUCAUUUUGAUGUAUAUACAUGAACUAAUAAGAUGAAGGUACCAGGAUGAAGAAACAAAAUGGUCUAUAUUUUAUAUUUUGGCUACAUUGUUAUAAACAUAUAGCUGUCAGCAUAUUUGGAGAAGAUCUUCUAAUUAAGUUCAAGCUGUGGUAAGAGUCAAAUAGGCGACCUGUAAUUUUCUGAUUCUGAAAAGCUGAUAUCCGAGAUAUUUAUUAAAGGAAAUGAAAAUUAGAUUUGACCUGUUUUUGUUCUCAAUCUAGAUCUUAUAUGCAGUAAUUGACAUAGGAUAUAUAGAGAAAUCUUUUAUCUUUAAAUAUAUGUUAAGGAAUUGUUUAGGUAUAAUAACAUUGUGCCUGGAGGUUCAGAAAAGCUGAUAUACUAUGGUCAUGGAAAAUAUAGAGAUAAUUGGGGUAUCUGAAGAUGUUCAUUUUACAGAAAGAUUCAGGGCUAUUAAAUUUCGUAGAAAUGCUUGACCUGUUUUUUGUCUCACAAAAAUUCCAAUGUCCUACAAUGAAGCUAAGACAUCAAGUGAACAAUUUAGAUAGUAUGGGAGUCGUUCCCAUCUUUGAUGGUAAAAUAGCAGAACAGAAUAGGUCUAGAUUUUCAAUCAAGUCAGCAAAUUUCGAUGCAAGAAUGCAAUUUACUAAUAAGAAUUUUCAUUUAAAUGAACACAAUUAUGUUAUUUUAUCUUAUUAUUACUAAUAUUUUGACAAAGAUUGAAUAUUUUUGCUUGAUUUCAAUUUUUGUAAAAUUAGUGUAUUGAGUUAUCAGGGGAGGUAACUCAUAAAUUGUAUUAUUUAAAAAGAAACCUACAGAUAAUUCAUCCUUUUUAUGUUAUAGAAGAAUAAAACUUUAAUAUGGCGACCCAUUUUUACUUUGAUAUUCUGAAAGCAUUUUAUAAUAGCGAUCUUCUCAUAUUGUAAUUAAAAAUUCUAUCAUUUAGUUUAUCUGCUAUUCACAUUAUGAUGCUUUUUCUCUGUAUAAUCCUUACAAAAUAUGUCACUUUUUCACAACCUGCAGCUUGAAAACAAGCUUGAUGACCUCUCAUUAUUAUUACAUUUUUGAACAUAUCACAAUAUAUAUUACAUUUUGGCAAAGCAUGAAAAAAUUCUAUCAUUUUUGUUUUCUUCUCCCAUACUACUUUAAUAGCUGUAAGUUACCUCCACUUGACCAUAAGAAUGGCAUAUAUAAGAAAAAAAUGAAGUCCUACAGAAACUAUCCUUUCAGCACUAUAAAUAUUUACUAAUUGAUAUCUUCAUCAUAAUUGCAAAAAUAAACAUAUCUGAAUCCAAACAGCUUUAUCAUUCUUAUGCAAUUAUCAUUUAUUAUAAUGAACAUGAAUAUGGUAGAAUGUAGCACCUUUGUAGUAGACCAUGAGAAAUAUUACCCCAUAUGUUAAUUUGUACACAUGUCAAUUUAAUUGUUAAAUUCAUUAUUGUGCCAAAUGUUAAUGUUUUGUUAUCAUUAAAGGUAGAAUAUAUUUAUUAUAAGUUUGUAGUGGUUAUUAUUUUUUGAAUUCUAAGAUGUUUACUUAAUAAGGUUUACUUAUGAAAACAAGAUUCUGAAACAUCUAAGUAUAUCUAUCCAGUUAAAUACAAAAUAUGUCUAUCUAUUUUCUAUCACAGAAGGCUAGAUAAUUGUCAUGUUACGUGAAUCGGCUGCAUUACAUGACAAAUCAUAAUUAAAUCCAUUUAAGAAUCAGUGCUGUUUAUUGUUAUGUCAGCUGCAGUAAAUUGAUAAAUGAUUAAAACAUUAUAUUUUCCUGUAAUGAAGAAUAAAUUUAAAAUAUCUUGUAUUAUAUAUUAUAUGACCUUCCAUAAAAUUAUCUGUUAACAAGAAGAAAUAUGGUAUAAGUAUUUUUUUAUAUAUAAAUUUCUGACCAAUUUUCUCCCAUUCAUUAACUUGACAGCUCUACUUCAGCCACAUACCCCUGUGAAAUAUCUCCUAGAACUAAGUAGAUUUCUGUGAUUUAAUUACUGUUCAUCACUAAGUAAGUUAUUUAGAGUUCUCUGAUAUAAAUAUUUUUUCUAUUAUGAACUUUUAAUAUAUCUCCAUACUUAUAGAUUAUCGUUGAUCAUCUCAACGAGAUUGAUUUUCUCGCUUGAAUCGGUACAGCAAAAGUGAGAAAAGCAAUCGAGUUGAGAUGACCAAUGAUAAUCUGUUUAUCGCUAUUUUACCUAUGACGACUUUGUCAAUUUCAUUGACAAUGCCACAUGCCCCCUUAGUUUCUAGCGAUAAUUUUUCGUAUCACUCGACUCCGCUGAGAAAGGAAAUUAUCAGUCAGCAGGAUCAAAGGAAAAUUUCGUAAAAUAGCGAUAAUUUGAUUUAUUUGUGUUUAUAAAUCCUGGUGUAUUUGGUUACUUAAUUGAUAGUUUUAUUCAUUCUAUUGAUACUAAGAUGUCAUUGGUUGGCUAUCUAAUUGACAUAUACUCCUAUCACCUUUAAUCAUUAAUAACCCCCAUUAUUAAGAUUAAAAUUCUUUUUACAUUUUUUUCUUAUGUUAUUAAUUUUUUACUGUUCUGAUAAAUUUUUUCUUGCUUUUCCCUCCUGUGUUCUAUGUAUGAAUUCUUGUCUUUUAAUGGAAAAGAUAUUAGAAAAUGACUUUCAGACAGUUUAAAAAAAUAGGAAUGUUCAGAAUGAUUUUUUAAGUAUUCAACAGUAAAUGUGAUUUUAAGUCUUCAAAGUAUUUGUUUAACACAUGAGAACAUUUUAUUUUACUUUUUUAAUCUCGAAAGAUAAAACGUUCAAGUUUUUGAAUUAUACCAUUUUUCAAAUUUUAUAAUAAAAAAACAGCAAGUUCAUGUACCAAAUUUGAUCAUAAGGACUAGUUAUGUAUGUUUUUAUAAUUGUAAGUAAAAAAUCUGUAUUGCUAUAAUAAUACUUUCAUUUUGACAAAUUAAGGAGCCAAGAAAUGGCAUGCUACCUCCUGCUUGUUUCCAUUAGUAACAUAAUAACAUACUUGUAAGAGCCUAUUAGUUUACAUCAUCUAUCUUGUCUUGUUUUAUUGUUAUGUUGCUGUCAUGUCAAAGUUUAUAUGUGUUUGUGUUAAAUGUUAUUUACAAUGAUUAAAAAUAUUUUCAAUAUUUUAACAA
Molecule: messenger RNA, 7509 nt
Organism: Mytilus californianus (California mussel)
Lineage: Eukaryota; Metazoa; Mollusca; Bivalvia; Mytilida; Mytilidae
Product: ecotropic viral integration site 5 ortholog-like
Exons: 21
Coding region: 329-3088 (919 amino acids)
Source: RefSeq, a predicted model, not a curated record